Molecule: messenger RNA, 2334 nt
Organism: Penicillium verhagenii
Lineage: Eukaryota; Fungi; Ascomycota; Eurotiomycetes; Eurotiales; Aspergillaceae
Gene: pmt4
Product: dolichyl-phosphate-mannose-protein mannosyltransferase
Exons: 3
Coding region: 1-2334 (777 amino acids)
Biological process (GO): protein O-linked glycosylation via mannose
Cellular component (GO): membrane; endoplasmic reticulum
Molecular function (GO): dolichyl-phosphate-mannose-protein mannosyltransferase activity
Source: RefSeq, a predicted model, not a curated record
AUGUCUUCCCCUUCUCCCUCUCUGCGCAAGAGAGGUGGGAAGAAGGAGGCUUAUACUGCUCUGCCAUCCAAUGAUGGCUCAUUGAGGGCAGUGGCAGCUCCCAGCAAGCCCAAGUCGGAAUGGGACUAUUGGCUGGCCAUUUCCAUUCUGACCCUUUUGGCAUUUGCAACCCGCUUCUGGCGCAUCGAUUACCCCAAUGAGGUUGUCUUUGAUGAAGUUCACUUUGGAAAGUUUGCCUCGUAUUACCUGCAACGCACCUAUUUCUUCGACGUUCACCCGCCCUUUGGAAAACUACUGUUUGCUUUUAUGGGAUGGUUGGUUGGAUUUGACGGCCAGUUCUUGUUCGAAAACAUCGGCGACUCGUACAUCGAAAACAAUGUUCCUUACUUGUCUCUUCGUGCCAUGCCGGCAACCCUUGGUGCCUUGACAAUCCCCGUGGUGUUUUUGAUCAUGUGGGAAUCGGGUUACUCGUUGCCGGCUUGUGUUCUGGCUGCUGGUCUCAUGGUGUUCGAUAACGCCCAUGUGGGUGAGGACCGCUUGAUCCUCUUGGAUUCCACUUUGGUCAUCACCAUGGCGCUCAGCAUCUUGUGCUAUGUCCGGUUCUACAAGUUGCGCCACCAGCCAUUUGGUCGCAAAUGGUGGAAGUGGUUGCUCCUGACUGGAUUCUGCAUGAGCUGUGUCAUCUCGACCAAGUAUGUUGGCGUUUUCACUUUCGUCACCAUUGGUUCAGCAGUCGCAAUCGAUCUGUGGAAUCUUUUGGAUAUCAACCGACGCGAUGGUGCUCUUGAUAUGAUCACCUGGAUCAAGCAUGUCAUGGCUCGUGGAGUGGCUUUGGUUGUCAUUCCCUUCUUCUUCUACCUGUUCUGGUUCCAGGUCCACUUCACCAUUCUUAACCGGUCCGGCCCUGGCGAUGAGUUCAUGUCCCCCGAGUUCCAGGAGACCCUCAGUGACAAUGCGAUGACUGCCCAGUCCGUUGGAAUUGAAUACUUCGACUCCAUUAGCAUCCGCCACAAGGACACCAAGGUCCUCCUUCACAGCCACUGGGAUAAGUAUCCCCUUCGUUAUGACGAUGGUCGCAUCUCCAGCCAAGGCCAGCAGGUUACUGGCUACCCUCACAACGACACCAACAACUUGUGGCAGAUUCUGCCGACCGUCCCGCUCACUGACAGCAAGCCCAAGAGCGUGCGGAAUGGAGAUGUCAUUCAGCUCCGCCACGUUGUCACCGACUCGUUCCUUUUGACCCACGAUGUUGCAUCUCCUUUCUUCCCUACCAACCAGGAGUUUACCACUGUUUCAAAGGAAUUGGCCGAUAGCGAACGUCACAACGAUACUCUGUUUGAGAUUAAGAUUGAGAAUGGAAAGCCCUUCCAGGAAUUCCGCACAUUCUCAAGCUUGAUCAAGCUCAUCCACGUUCCGACUCGUGUGGCCAUGUGGACCCACACCACUCCUCUUCCCGAGUGGGGAUACAAGCAGGCCGAGAUCAACGGAAACAAGAACAUUCUGCAGUCCAGCAACCUCUGGUUUGCUGAGACGAUUGAUGGCAUUGAGGAGGGUAGCCCGCGUUUGGAGAAGGAAGAACGCCAGCCCAAAUCGCUCUCCUUCCUGCGCAAGUACUUUGAGUUGCAGGGUGCCAUGUUCCACCACAACAAUGCACUGACUAGCAGCCACCCUUAUGCUACGGAGCCCUUCCAGUGGCCUUUCCUGCUGCGUGGUGUGAGCUUCUGGACUAAGAAUGAGACUCGAGGCCAAAUCUACUUCUUGGGUAACCCCAUCGGAUGGUGGAUUGCUAGUAGUUUGCUGGCUGUCUUUGCCGGCAUUGUCGGAGCUGACCAGCUUUCGCUUCGCCGUGGUAUUGAUGCAUUGGAAGAAAUUUGGGGUCCUGGCACCCGUUCCCGUCUGUACAACAGCACUGGAUUCCUGUUCCUAUGCUGGGCUGCUCACUAUUUCCCCUUCUGGCUGAUGGGUCGCCAGCGUUUCCUUCACCACUACCUGCCGUCUCACCUGGCCUCGACCAUGGUGACUGGAGCACUAGUUGAAUUUAUCUUCAACGUGUCCCCGCUCGAUCCCGCCACUGCCGCACCCCCUGUGGAUGAUCCUUCCGGUAAGGCUAAGGGUACCCGGGUCAGCCGCAGCGUCCGCCGCUUCGUGACGGCCAAGGAGCGCAUGGGCCUUAACUCGGUGCUUGCCGCAUGGGCUGCGACCAUUGUGAUUCUGGGGGCCACCAUCGGUGGCUUCAUCUUCUAUGCGCCUUUGACCUAUGGUACCCCUGGCCUGGAUGUCGCCGGCGUUAACGCCCGCAAGUGGCUGAACUAUGAUCUCCACUUUGCCAAAUAA